This is a messenger RNA of Pyrus x bretschneideri (Chinese white pear), 939 nucleotides long. Its product is annotated as tRNA(His) guanylyltransferase 1. NCBI's taxonomy places the organism in Eukaryota, Viridiplantae, Streptophyta, Magnoliopsida, Rosales, Rosaceae. Gene Ontology annotation, biological process: tRNA modification. Gene Ontology annotation, molecular function: magnesium ion binding; tRNA guanylyltransferase activity. The record is from RefSeq and is a predicted model, not a curated record.
UCAGAAACCAAUGACAAUGGUUCUCCUGUCAGGAGACUUAGGAGAAAGUCAAGCAUAGUCCAUUCAAAGAAUAUAGCCGACAGAAGGUUUUGGAACAAGCACGCCCAUCUUCAGAAGGAACUCGGUAGCUUUACAAAGGAUAUUGGAAAAGUUGAACCUGAUUAUAUUAGGUCCUUCCAGUUUGAAGACAAACUGAUCCCGUCAACAUGGGUUGUAGUUAGGAUCGAUGGUUGCCAUUUCCACAGGUUUUCUGAAGUUAAUGAAUUUGUGAAGCCGAAUGAUGAGCAAGCUAUCAACCUUAUGAAUUCUUGUGCAGUGGCUGUUUUAAAAGAGUUCCAAGACUUGGUUUUAUCUUAUGGAGUCAGUGAUGAAUACAGCUUUGUUUUGAAGAAGGAUUCUCAAUUCUGUCAAAGGCAAGCCAGUGAGAUUGUUUCUGUUCUUGUGUCAUUCUUCACUUCCAUGUACGUUAUGAAAUGGAAAGAUUUCUUCCCGCGGAAAGAGUUGAAGUACCCUCCUUGUUUUGACGGGCGUGCUGUCUGCUGUCCGUCAUAUGAAUGGAGACAAGUCGAUUGCCACAUUAACAACCAAUACAAUACUUGUUUCUGGGAGCUUGUUAAGUCUGGAAAAACAAAAACUGAAGCUCAGAACGCCCUAAAGGGUACUCAAACAGGAGACAAAGAGAAAUUGCUUAGGCAAUUUGGUAUCGAGUACAACGAAUUACCGGUCAUGUUCCGCUGUGGAUCCUCUGCUUUCUGGGGCACCACAAGGAUAGACAAAAACGGAGAAUGUAAUGGGAAUUCUGGGAAAAGAGUUGUUGUAGAACAUUGUACUAUUAUUGAGCCAAGCUUUUGGGAUGCACUCCCAACAAAUCUUUCUGGGUAACUGCUCAUGCCGCCAAGCAAUGGGGGUCCAUUUUUUUAGCCAUUGAACGUUCUACUU